CUGGGCUGCACCUCAAUGAAUGAAUUGGUGCACUGUGAGCGACCAUCAUCUAUCCACUGGAUUUCCAUUUGCUCCCGGUUUUCACCCAGAACAUAUGAAUUUGCUCAGACAGACCUUUUUGAGGAGUUGAACAGAUAGGUCGGAGAAAAUGGCACAGCGCAUGGUUUUCUUUCUGCUGUGGUUCUUUGACCGGUCAUUCGCAGGAUUUCCCAAUCAGAUUAACAUCGGGGGACUGUUCAUGCGUUCCACGGUGCAGGAGCACAGCGCGUUCAGGUUCGCUGUCCAACUCUACAACACCAAUCAAAACACCACUGAAAAGCCUUUUCAUCUCAACUACAAUGUCGACAACCUCGAGUCGUCCAACAGCUUCUCAGUCACCCAUGCAUUUUGCUCUCAGUUCUCCCGUGGGGUGUACGCCAUCUUUGGUUUCUACGACAAGAAGUCCAUGAACACCCUGACCUCCUUCUGCGGCGCUCUGCACACCUCCUUUGUCACGCCCAGUUACCCCACCGAUAAUGAGGUGCAGUUUGUCAUCCAGAUGCGGCCCGCCCUCCGGGGUGCAGUCCUCAGCCUGCUCUCCCACUACAAAUGGCAGAAGUUUGUCUACCUCUACGACACUGACCGAGGUUUCUCCAUACUGCAGGCCAUCAUGGAGGCAGCAGUAGCCAACAACUGGCAGGUGACCGCUCGCUCUGUCAGCAGCACAACCGAUGCAGCAGAGUUCAGGCGCAUCAUUGAGGAGAUGGACAGAAGGCAGGAGAAGCGUUAUGUGAUCGACUGCGAAGUUGACAGGAUCAACACUAUAUUAGAGCAGGUUGUGACCCUGGGAAAGAACAGUCGUGGUUACCACUACAUUCUGGCCAAUCUGGGCUUUUCCAACGUGAGCCUGGACAAAGUCUUCGCUGGUGGAGCCAACAUUUCAGGGUUUCAGAUAGUCAACCCUGAGAACCAGAUUGUGCAGCAGUUCAUUCAGCGCUGGGAGCGGCUAGAUGAAAGAGAAUUCCCAGAAGCUCGAAAUGCUCCUCUGAAGUACACCUCAGCACUGACCCAUGAUGCCAUCCUGGUGAUAGCAGAGGCCUUCAGGUACCUGCGGCGCCAGCGCGUGGAUGUUUCCCGCCGAGGUAGCGCGGGAGACUGUCUGGCCAAUCCUGCUGUACCUUGGAGCCAGGGCAUCGACAUUGAGAGAGCGCUAAAAACAGUCCAAGUGCAGGGUAUGACUGGGAACAUCCAAUUUGACAACUAUGGCCGCAGAACCAAUUACACCAUUGAUGUUUAUGAGAUGAAAACAGGUGGGCCAAGGAAGAUUGGGUAUUGGAACGAGUACUCGCGAUUUGUAAAUAUUAUGGAUCCGCAGGUCUCCAACGACUCCUCAGUGGAAAACCGAACCAUUGUGGUCACUACUAUUAUGGAAGCUCCUUAUGUGAUGUACAAGAAAAAUUAUAUGCAUCUGGAGGGGAAUGACAGAUAUGAAGGCUACUGCGUCGAUUUAGCAUCUGAGAUUGCCAAACAUGUUGGAAUUAAGUACAAACUGUCUAUAGUAAUGGAUGGAAAAUACGGAGCCCGAGACCCUGAGACCAAGACGUGGAACGGGAUGGUGGGUGAACUGGUCUAUGGGAGAGCAGAUAUAGCCGUUGCACCUCUCACUAUUACUCUGGUUCGAGAGGAGGUGAUAGACUUUUCCAAGCCUUUUAUGAGCUUGGGCAUCUCCAUUAUGAUAAAGAAGCCGCAAAAGUCCAAGCCUGGUGUUUUCUCCUUCCUGGACCCACUGGCCUAUGAAAUCUGGAUGUGUAUAGUGUUUGCCUAUAUUGGAGUGAGCGUGGUCCUGUUCCUGGUCAGUCGGUUCAGUCCUUAUGAGUGGAACCUUGAGGAACAGGAUGAGACCAAAGACCCCCAAACUCCCCCUGAUCCUCCUAAUGACUUUGGCAUCUUCAAUUCCCUCUGGUUCUCGCUGGGCGCCUUCAUGCAGCAGGGCUGUGACAUCUCUCCCAGGUCUCUGUCGGGCCGUAUUGUUGGUGGUGUAUGGUGGUUCUUCACCCUCAUCAUCAUCUCUUCGUAUACAGCCAACCUUGCCGCCUUUUUGACUGUGGAAAGAAUGGUCUCACCUAUAGAAAGUGCCGAAGAUCUGGCAAAGCAGACCGAGAUAGCAUACGGUACACUGGACUCAGGCUCCACUAAAGAAUUUUUUAGGCGAUCCAAAAUAGCAGUGUAUGAGAAGAUGUGGUCAUACAUGAAAUCUGCUGAGCCCUCAGUGUUUGUUAAGACCACGCCCGAUGGCGUGGCCCGGGUACGAAAAUCGAAAGGCAAGUUUGCCUUUCUCCUCGAAUCCACCAUGAACGAGUACAUCGAGCAGCGGAAGCCAUGCGACACCAUGAAAGUGGGAGGGAACCUCGACUCGAAAGGCUACGGUGUGGCGACACCCAAAGGCUCAGCAUUAAGAAAUGCUGUUAACCUGGCAGUUUUAAAACUGAAUGAGCAAGGCCUCUUGGACAAAUUGAAAAACAAAUGGUGGUACGACAAGGGAGAGUGCGGCAGCGGGGGAGGUGACUCCAAGGACAAGACAAGUGCUCUCAGCCUAAGCAAUGUGGCGGGUGUCUUCUAUAUUCUGGUUGGAGGGCUGGGGCUGGCCAUGAUGGUGGCUCUGAUAGAAUUCUGUUAUAAAUCACGACAAGAAACCAAACGGCUGAAAUUGGCCAAGAAUGCCCAGAAUUUUAAGCCGGCUCCCCCGACCAACACCCAGAACUUUGCCACAUACAGAGAAGGCUACAACGUUUACGGAACCGAGAGUGUUAAGAUCUAGAGAUUUACGAAAUAUUUCCACUGUCCUCUACAACUGUGACUAAACAUCUAAAAAAAGGCACAGGAUCACGGGGAUUGUGCUUCAAGUCAAAUCCUCUUGGGCGGACACGGCACGAUAAUCUGCAAUGAUGACACGACUGGACUGGUCAUGGGAAGAGCCGAUGAGGUUCCCUCCUCUCAGUGCCUUAUGGAACUCUGAGUCCAACCAAUGCAACUCAUUCACAAUGAUAUUGCUUUUUGCUUGAAACUCAUACAAAACAGAAGAAUGGUGCAGUAAUGAAAAAGAAUAUAUGUAUAUAUAAGAUGUAUAUCCGUAUAUGCAUUUAUAUAUAUGUAUAUUUAACAUGAAUGAGAGAACUAAAGCCAUCAUUUGCAACCCUAAGCACAUUUUGAAGUGCCAGAAACACGACAAAUCUAAUUGGUUUCUUGUUAUCAAUGUGAUCAGAUUGCUCUUCAUCCUGCUGCCAGAUUUUCACUGGUUCUCUGUGUUCAAAUUAUUUUAUUAGAUCUUCUCAGUGCACUGUAAGACACUGGUUAUUAAAUAAUAGCUUUUAUACUGCUGUGAGUCACUUCUAAUGACCAUGUACUUGUUGUAAAAGAUAAAUUGAUCUCGUUGGAGUGAAACAUCAUUCAGCCCAAAACAAAGAUGCGAGUUGUUUGUACUCUGAACUCUGGUGCUUCUGCCGCUGUCUUCUGAAAGUUUGUUGGGACUCAUGAAGAUGAGAACAUGACCCGAUUUGGCUCUCACACACUCCAGAACCAGGUCAUGUUUCACACUUCCAAUACUGCCAAGAGUGUGUAAUGUAUGACAAGGAGUGUGUGAAGCCCCUCCAAGGAAAAUGUGUUUGUGAAAAGUAUUAAGGGAGGUUUGAUGCUCAGAGGAGUCUUUCCUUCAACUUUAGAGUCACCCGUCAAAGAAAACCAAACAAAAAGGGUCUGUUAAUUGUAGAAUAACUGCAAUCCAACUAAAGGAUAACAGUAAUGGCUUUUUAACUGUAGUUUUUCGAAUUAUCUUAAUGUUUUCUUUAACAGUUGCACAUUUUCCAAUGAGUUGUGGUUCGCAUUUAAUUUAAUUUCUUUAAUGAAAAUUACAGUGUUUGGUGACUUCACUUAGUAAAUAAAAAUGAUAAAUAUAUGAAUACAACUGAAAAUAGAUUUAUACAGGUUAUACUGGGGCGAGUCCAGAAGCUUAGCACAUUUCCAUAUUGCUGUGACCAUUUAUUUUCUUUCAUAAAGACUGUGAUUCCAUAGGAUUUAGGAAGAUACUUAUCUAAUCACCUGAAACUAUGGACAGCUAGUUUUAUAUAAUGUAAUAAAGUGAUAAUGUGAAGAUAAAGACAGCAGAGUGAGAAGGAUGUGUAUAUUUAGAUAAAUGAGAAUAAUUUAUAUGACACAAUGACAGAUUUGUUUUUCCCUUCUUCUGCUGUUUUGGUUAUUUUUUUUCUAAGAAACUGCAUGUGAAAUCAGUGACGCUUGACAAGCUCUGCUACUCACAAACUGUCCUUCAGGUGUUAGAAAUCCUGACCUGAUAAUUCUUUUUUCAAUCAGUUUCACCUUUUUUUUUAAAGUACAUCUCACCUUCUGCAGAAACAGAAAAAAAAUGCCAGCCAUAGUAGUGGGUACAAAAGAGCAAAAGAUGCAUGCGUAAUUUACUGAACCUCAUCAUAGGGUCGAUGUACAGAGAAUUUUAAUACAUUUUGUAAAUAAAAUGUACAGAAAGAA
Messenger RNA from Melanotaenia boesemani (Boeseman's rainbowfish), 4518 nucleotides. RefSeq names its product glutamate receptor 3. NCBI's taxonomy places the organism in Eukaryota, Metazoa, Chordata, Actinopteri, Atheriniformes, Melanotaeniidae. Gene Ontology annotation, cellular component: dendritic spine; AMPA glutamate receptor complex; plasma membrane. Gene Ontology annotation, molecular function: AMPA glutamate receptor activity; transmitter-gated monoatomic ion channel activity involved in regulation of postsynaptic membrane potential. Gene Ontology annotation, biological process: modulation of chemical synaptic transmission; synaptic transmission, glutamatergic; monoatomic ion transport. The record is from RefSeq and is a predicted model, not a curated record. The coding region runs from base 149 to 2797 and encodes 882 amino acids. The transcript is spliced from 16 exons.